AUCGAGAGGCAAGCAGCAGCAGUGGACGAUGCUGUGAAGUCAAUAUGCUGCUGUAGAUCCCCAAGACGAGGACAACGACUCAGGAGCUGCUGCUGCAUCAAGAAUAGGAGAGACAGAGAGUGACAUGGGUAGGGUAGUGGAAGCAAAAGACGACGAAGAAUGGUGUGAAAAUCCACCAUUCAAGGUGCCCUUUCCACUUGCAAUAUGGGAUUUUGACGAAUGUCACCCAAAGAAGUGCACCGGCCGGAGGCUACUGAGGAAGGGGAUUGUUCGCAAGUUGCAUUUUGAUCAACGAUUCUAUGGUAUUGUGUUGAGUCCCCUCGCUGACACUCACAUAUCGCCCGCAGACAAAGACCUCAUCGCACAGCUUGGCCUCGCUGUGAUCGACUGCUCAUGGGCCGAACUGAAGGCGUCGAAGUUUAGUAUGAUGUACAAUAAGCUCUGGUCCUCCUUCAACCGCUACUCCAUGUUGGAGGGGAGAGAGAACUCCAGUCUCGUUUUCUGACUAUGCUGCUCACUGUACCACGUGGCAUGGAGCUAACGUUUCAACCACACUUCAUGAGGCAAAUGAGCAGAGACGAUCGAUUCAGGAAGGAAGAAUCAAUCUGCUGCAGUUUAGAAAUUAUCUUUUUGUGCAACAGUCUCAACUUCUAAUGAAAUUGAAUCGCGGAUACGAGAUUAUUAGGCAAACGUUUACACUCCCAAGCGAAUGUCUUGUUGAGAUUAGAGCACU
Corticium candelabrum is the source of this 733-nucleotide messenger RNA. RefSeq names its product 18S rRNA aminocarboxypropyltransferase-like. The record is from RefSeq and is a predicted model, not a curated record. The coding region runs from base 125 to 505 and encodes 126 amino acids. The transcript is spliced from 4 exons. Lineage: Eukaryota; Metazoa; Porifera; Homoscleromorpha; Homosclerophorida; Plakinidae. Gene Ontology annotation, biological process: maturation of SSU-rRNA. Gene Ontology annotation, molecular function: rRNA small subunit aminocarboxypropyltransferase activity.